This is a messenger RNA of Phycomyces blakesleeanus NRRL 1555(-), 1548 nucleotides long. RefSeq lists its product as hypothetical. Gene Ontology annotation, biological process: glucose catabolic process. Gene Ontology annotation, cellular component: cytoplasm. NCBI's taxonomy places the organism in Eukaryota, Fungi, Mucoromycota, Mucoromycetes, Mucorales, Phycomycetaceae. The coding region runs from base 1 to 1548 and encodes 515 amino acids. The transcript is spliced from 2 exons. The record is from RefSeq and is a predicted model, not a curated record. Gene Ontology annotation, molecular function: manganese ion binding.
AUGCCCACAACCCCAGAGGUUCCCAAGCAAAAGGCUUGCUUGAUCUGCAUUGACGGAUGGGGUGUGUCUACUGAAGAAAGCCCUCGUGGCGAUGCUAUUCGCAAUGCCAACACCCCAGUUAUGGAUAAAUUGGAGAAGGAAUACCCAUUCACUACUAUCAGUGCUCAUGGUUUGGACGUUGGAUUACCUGCUGGAUUGAUGGGUAACUCAGAGGUCGGUCAUCUCAAUAUUGGCGCGGGUCGCGUAGUGUACCAGGAUAUCGUCCGUAUCGAUCUUGCAAUGAGCCAAAACGAGUUCGGCAAGGUUGAAAACAUUAAGGGUGCCUUUGAACAUGCAAAGGCUGGUAACGGUCGCCUUCAUUUCCUCGGACUUGUGUCUGAUGGUGGUGUACAUGCCCACAUUGACCAUCUUAUUGCCUUAUUGAAGGCUGCUAAGGAAGCCGAAGUUCCCGAAGUUUACAUCCACUUCUUUGGUGAUGGUCGUGAUACCUCUCCCAAGUCUGCUUACAAAUAUAUGCAGCAGCUCGUUGAUGCCACAAAGGAGCUUGACUAUGGAACCAUUGCCACCGUCGUAGGUCGCUAUUAUGCCAUGGACCGUGAUAAGCGUUGGGAGCGUGUUCAAAUUGCAUUCGAGGCUCUGACCGAGGGCAAGGGUACCAAGGCUGAUGACCCAGUCAAGGCUAUCGAAGAGCGUUAUGAGGCUGGUGAAACUGAUGAGUUCCUCAAGCCUAUCAUCUUAUCUGAGGAAGGCCGUAUCCGUGACAACGACACUCUCUUCUUCUUCAACUUCCGUUCUGACCGUGCUCGCGAACUUUCUCAGUCAUUUGGAAUUUCUCCCUGUCCUUUCGACUCAAAGGUCCCCGAGAACUUGGAUAUCUAUACCAUGACUCAGUACAAGAGCGAUUUUCCUUUCAAGAUCGCCUUCCCUGCCCAGACCAUGGACAACGUACUGGCCGAGUGGUUGGCUAAAAACAAGAUUCCCCAGGUUCACAUCGCUGAAACCGAAAAGUAUGCCCAUGUUACCUUCUUUUUCAACGGAGGUACUGAGGCUCAGUUUGACCUCGAAGACCGUGGUUUGGUGUCUUCUCCCAAGGUUGCCACCUACGACUUGCAGCCCGAGAUGAGUGCCCAAGGUGUGGCUGAUAAGGUGGCUGAUGCCAUUGGCUCAGAUAAGUAUCCAUUUGUGAUGUGCAACUUUGCUCCUCCUGAUAUGGUUGGUCACACUGGUAUCUAUGAAGCUGCUAUCAAGGCUGUUGAGGCUACCGAUGCUGCUAUUGGCACAAUCUAUGAUGCCUGCAAGAAGCACGGCUACAUUUUGUUUGUCACUGCUGAUCAUGGAAAUGCCGAGAAGAUGCUCUCAGACGACUUCAAGACUCCCCACACUGCCCACACAUGCUCUCCUGUUCCUUUUGUCAUGGCUUCCCAUGAGUUCAAGUAUGUUGAGAACCCCAAGGGCAAGUUGGCUGAUGUUGCUCCCACUAUUCUUCGUGUAAUGGGCCUUGAUGUUCCUAAGGAGAUGACCGGCCACAGUCUUUUGGAUGAGAACUAG